This is a messenger RNA of Carassius gibelio (silver crucian carp), 4609 nucleotides long. Its product is annotated as rasGAP-activating-like protein 1. The transcript has 22 exons. NCBI's taxonomy places the organism in Eukaryota, Metazoa, Chordata, Actinopteri, Cypriniformes, Cyprinidae. Gene Ontology annotation, molecular function: GTPase activator activity. Gene Ontology annotation, biological process: negative regulation of Ras protein signal transduction; intracellular signal transduction; cellular response to calcium ion. The record is from RefSeq and is a predicted model, not a curated record. Bases 303 to 2762 code for a protein of 819 amino acids.
CCGAGAACAGAGACAGACGCAUCACGACUCACGCUCUGUUGCGAUGACAAUAAUACAUUUAGAUCACAGAGUGACUCGAGAAUCAUCACCGAUGCGGAACUGAUCGAGCGGAUCGAUGCGCGCGGAUCAAUGGAUCUGGACGAAGCCGAUUCUCAUUGGAUCAUGGAGGCGACGUUAUCAUUGCUCUAGGUUUUUAUCUGAGUGUCUCCAGUGCUCCUGAUCCGAGCUUCGGGUUUCUGAUCGGGGUUUGACCAGCUCUGAUCCAGACCUGCAGAUCUUCAGUGACAUGAGCUCCUCUCAUCAUGGCCAGAAACACUUCUCUCUACUUUCGCAUCGUCGAGGGACGAAAUCUGCCUGCAAAAGACGUUUCUGGGACCAGUGAUCCGUACUGCAUCGUCAAAGUUGACAAUGAGGUCGUGGCCAGAACCGCCACCGUUUGGAGAAACCUGAAUCCGUUCUGGGGCGAGGAGUACACCCUUCAUCUGCCGAUGGGCUUCCAUACGCUCACCUUUUACGUCAUGGAUGAAGACACGAUUGGUCACGACGAUGUGAUUGGUAAAAUCUCCCUGAGUAAAGAUGCGAUCGCUGCUCAACACAAAGGUUUGGAUAACUGGCUGAAUCUGACGCGUGUGGAUCCAGAUGAAGAGGUUCAGGGUGAGAUUCAUUUGGCUCUGGAGCUGCACAGAGACGCUCAGAGAAGCAUCCUCCACUGUCACGUCAUUGAGGCCCGUGAUUUGGCUCCGCGUGAUAUUACCGGCACCUCUGAUCCGUUCACCAGAAUCAUCUACAACAACCUCAGCGCUGAGACAUCGAUCAUAAAGAAGACGCGGUUCCCGCACUGGGAUGAGACUCUGGAGUUGAGUCUGGAUGAAGGUGAUGAUGAUGAGGGUGGAAGCGUGACGGUGGAGGUCUGGGACUGGGACAUGGUGGGCAAGAACGACUUUCUGGGAAAGGUGGAAAUCCCUCUGUCGUGUCUGCACAGAUCUCCUCUGCUGCAGGGCUGGUUUCGUCUGCUGCCGCCGGGACACACAGAGGACGACGCCGGAGGUAAACUGGGAGCUCUGCGUCUGAAGGUGCGUUUAGCAGAGAACAGGAUUCUUCCGUCUGUGUACUAUCAGCCUCUGAUGGAGCUGCUGGUGGAGGCCGUCAUCUCUCCGUCAGAGGUGGACGAGCCCACGCUCCUGACCCUGCUGGAGGAGGUCACCACAGUGGACAGCCGGCAGGACGUGGCCAUGACGCUGGUCAAGAUCUAUCUGGGUCAGGGUCUGGUGGUGCCUUUCCUGGACUCCCUGAACACCAGAGAGGUCCACAGCACCACAGAUCCUAACACACUCUUCCGCUCAAACUCACUGGCCUCCAAAGCCAUGGAGCAGUUCAUGAAGGCCGUCGGGAUGCUGUAUCUACACCAGGUUCUGAAGCCCAUCAUCAACCGCAUCUUUGAGGAACGGAAAUAUGUCGAAUUGGAUCCCUGCAAGAUCGACCUCAACCGCUCCAGACGAAUCUCGUUUAAAGGCUCGGCGUCGGAGGCUGAGGUCAGGGAGAGCAGCGUGGGGCUCCUGCAGACGUAUCUGAGCAGCAUCAUGGAGGCCAUCGUCAGCUCGGUGUCCCAGUGUCCUCCUGUGAUGAGAGUCGUCUUCAAACAGCUCCACAGACGCGUGGAGGAACAGUUUCCAGAAGCCGAGAACGAGGAUGUGAAGUAUUUGGCCAUCAGCGGCUUCUUCUUCCUGCGUCUGUUUGCUCCUGCGAUUUUGACGCCCAAACUCUUCCAGCUGAGAGACCAUCACGCAGACACCAGGACCAGCAGAACGCUGCUGCUGCUCGCUAAGGCUCUUCAGAGCGUGGGGAACCUGGGCCUUCAGCUGGGUCAUGGGAAGGAGCAGUGGAUGACCCCUCUGCAUCCCAUCAUCCUUUGCAGCGUGGCGUCCGUCAAGGAUUUCCUGGACAAACUCAUAGACAUCGAUCACAGCAACGUGUGUGAAGCUCCUCAGCGCGCCGUGUUUUUGCCGUCGGUCAUCGUGAAGGAAGGGUUCCUCCAGAAACACAAAGCUGAAGGACCUCAGCUGCUCAAACGCUUCGCUUUUAAGAAACGAUAUUUCUGGCUGAGCUCAGAGUCGCUGUCGUACGCCAAGAGCCCCGACUGGCAGGUUCGCUCCUCUAUUCCCAUAGCGCGUGUGUGUGCGGUGGAGCGCGUGGAUGAAAACGCAUUUCAGCUCCAGAACAUCAUGCAGGUCAUUACACAGGACACGGACGGACAACUACACACCACAUACCUGCAGUGCAAGAAUGUAAAUGAGCUCAAUCAGUGGCUGUCGGCGAUCAGGAAGGUCAGUAUUUAUAAUGAACACAUGCUGCCGUCGUUUCACCCUGGAGCUCAUCGAGGAAACAAAUGGACCUGCUGCCUGCAGCCUGACCGCACAGCGUCAGGCUGCAGUCGGACUCAUUCGGCCGUGACUCUGGGCGACUGGAGCGACCCGUUGGAUCCUGAUGCUGAAAUACAGAUCAUUUAUAAAGAGCUGCUGCAGGGCCGAGACAAACUCAGGAAGCAGUACCUGGAGACACAGGAAGUUGAGCCAGGAGAACAGGAAGAGCCGCUGAAGGCCAGUCAGCCGUCAUCAGUGUUAGUGUGUGCGCAGGGUCGAUCUGAGCGCGCUCGAGCCCUCGCCGCUCGUCUGCUGGACGUCGUGCUGGAUUUAGAACGAGCUCAUUCCACCUUCAAGAGCCGAGAGCCGGACGAGAGCCGUCCGCUCAUCCUGAGCUCGUAGAGAGCAUGAGAAACAUCCAGAGUGCUUCAGCCUCGGCGCUCAGGAACAAGAACUGUAAAAUCGACUUAUGCAAUGUUUUUUGAAGCAAACAUGAGUUAUUGAUGAAUGUCCGUGGACGCAUGUAUUUUUAUGUAUUUGUACUUAGAAGUGUUUUUAUCUUGAUGCUCUGCGCUGAUUUGAUCACAGAUGCUUUUAAAAUCAGCCGUGCCUGUGUGUGUGUGUGUGUGUGUGUGUGUGUGAGAGAGAGAGAGAGAGUCUAACAGUCUGCAUGGCAUUACUGUACACUAAACAGCAUGAACACAUUCACACACCCGGGUUAUUAUAGUCAACUACAAUCAAAGCCAAGUAAAAUAAACAUUAACUUAGAUCAAACAUUAACAUCAUUUCAGCGAGUUGCCAAAGCAUCUUCUCUCAUUUUGAUUUAGUUUUGUUUUAAACAAAUAUUAUAAAAUUACAAUUUGCAAUUGAAAGUAACGGCUAUUAUGUAAUGUAUUUUAAAAUGUCAUUUAUUCCCGUGAUGCAAAGUUUAAUUUUGCUCAAGAAGAAACAUUUCUUAUUAUCAUCAAUGUUGAAAAUAGUUGUGCUGCUUCAUAUUUUUGUGGAUAAGAUAUCAUUCAAAAGUUUAGGAAAAUUAAUACUUAUGUUCAGUAAAGCACACAUUCAAUUGAUCAGAAGUGACAGUAAAGGCAUUUAUAAUGUCUUAUUUCUAUUUCAGAUAAAUGCUGUUCUUUUGAACUUUCUAUUCAUCUGUGAAUUCUGGAAAAUGACGGUUUUCACAUAAAUAUUGGGCGGCAAAACUGUUUUCAACAUUGAUAAUAAUCAGAAAUGUUUCUUGGGCGGGAAAUCAGCAUGUUUUCAUGAUUUCUGAAGAUCAUGUGACACUGAAGACUGGAGGAAUGAUGCUGAAAAUACAGCGGAGCAUCACAGAAAUACAUUACACUUUAACACAGAUUCACACAGAAAAGUUGUUUUACACUAGAAUAAUAUUUCAAAUUUUUACUGUAUUUUUGGUCAAAUAAAUCCACCCUCUGUGAGCAGAAGAUGCUUCUUUAAAAGUCAUUACAAAUCCUACUUAUUUUAAACUUUUUUGCCUCUAUUGGCAUAUGGAAACAGAAGAGGCUUUGCGUUGUGCCAGAACGUGUUUUUGGGUGUGAGCAUGUGUGUGCUGGAAAACAGCCAAAUAGAGUUGAUUUGUUUUGUUUUUGGCCAAAUAUGUAUUUAAAACAUUUGCUUUCUUGUGCAUAAAUUUGCUUCUGUUGGUUUAAAGCUCAUUUUAUUUGUACGGAAAGCAUCUGCUGUGCCUGUUGACUAUAAAACCCAUUUACUGCAGAUAACUCUGUUUCUUUCUCUUAAACACAGUAUCAGUCCAGUCUGCCCUCAGAUACAUUACAUUUAUAAUUGCAUAAAUUCGGUGUUUAACGUUUGCACGAGCUCGGUGUCUUUAAAAAAGAAAAAAGAAAUCUUAAUAACCGCCAGAUGCUUUCAUCCAAAGAAACUUGCAUUACAUUCACACUGCAUUUAUUUUAUCGGUUCAUACUCAUGUCCUCAGCUCUUAUUCCAUGAGCUAGAAUAUUAGUAUUCAUCAUAAUUAUAAUAAUCACUUCCUACAGAACAAUAUACACUCAUUGGCUAAGUUCUAUUUUAAGCUUUGGAACAAAUAACUGCUGACAAAACAGGAGAAAUAAAGAGGCAUUUAAUUAAGUAAAAGUCCAAUGAAUUCAAUCUGCUGAGAGCUUCGCACAAUCACUGGACAAUAAUGCUGCCGAUAGCAAUACAUCCCAGACAAAAGAGAAGAGAAGAAAUACGAGCAGAAAGACAAAGGUCAAAUCAAUCUCCCUUUGUUGAAG